GUGAACAUAGAAAACAAAAUCUCUUGUCCCUAUCUACCUAUAGCUGAUGAUGUCUUCUGGUUUCAAUGUUUUUGGAAUUGGUAUCUCUUUUGUUGUGAUAUGUAUUCUGCAUAAGUCACCAGUAGACUCUCUACCAGAACUGAGUCCCAAGGAUUUUUUCAGCACAUUACAACAGGGAAAAGCCUCCUUAGCUUAUUUUUGUCAAGCUGAUUCUCCAGGUACCUCUCUAUUUCUUGAAGAACUAAAUGAGGCUGUUAUACCUCUUCAAGACUAUGGCAUUUCAGUUUCAAAGGUUAAUUGUGCCAAAGAAGAAACAUCAAGAUAUUGUGGAAAAGAAAAUGAUUUGAUGAAAGCAUAUUUAUUCAGGGGUAACAUACUACUCAGAGAAUUCCCUACAGAUACCUUGUUUGAUGUGAAUGCAAUCAUUGCUCAUGUUCUCUUUGCUCUUCUUUUUAAUGAAGUUAAAUAUAUUGCCACACUGGAUGACCUUCAGAAUAUAGAAAAUGUUCUGAAAGGGAAAGCAAACAUUGCAUUUUCAUAUGUAAGAGCCAUUGGUACACCAGAGCACAGAGCAGUUAUGGAAGCUGCUUUUGUUUAUGGGACCACAUAUCAAUUUGUCUUAACCACAGAAAUUGCUCUUUUAGAAAGUAUUGGCACUGAAGAUAUAGAACAUGCACAUCUCUACUUUUUCCAUUGUAAACCUGUCUUGGACUUGACCCAGCAAUGUAGAAGAACACUAAUGGAGCAGUCAUUGACUACAUUGAACAUUCAUCGAUUUAUUAAGAUAAUGGAAGCACCUCUGUUGACUGAAGUUGCUGAAGAUCCUGAACAAAUUUCAACUGUGCAUCUCCAGUUAGGAUUACCAUUGGUGUUUAUUGUUAGUCAACAAGCUACAAUUGAAGCUGAUAGAAGAACUGCAGAAUGGAUUGCUUGGCGUCUUCUGGGAAAAGUAGGAGUUCUGCUAUUGUUAAGGGACUCUUUGGAAGUGGACAUUCCUCAGCAAGCUAAUGUGAUCUUCAAAAGAGCAGAAGAGGGAGUACCUGUAGAAUUUUUGGUAUUACCUGAUAUUGAUUCAGUAAUAUCACAUGUGGAAAAUAAUAUGCAUUUUGAAGAAAUAAAAGAAGAAGAUGAUGAUGACAUGGAAGAUUCAGAUAUGGAUGUUCAAGAUGAUGAAGUGGAAGAAACUGUUUAUAAAGAUAGGAAGAACCAGUUACCUUUGGAACUUACGGUGGAGUUAACUGAAGAGACGUUUAACACAACAGUAAUGACUUCAGACAGCAUAGUGCUUUUUUAUGCUGGCUGGCAAGCAGUAUCCAUGGCAUUUCUGAAAUCCUAUGUUGAUGUGGCAAUUAAAUUGAAAGGCACAUCUACUAUGUUGCUUACUAGAGUAAACUGUGCAGAUUGGUCUAAUGUAUGUAUUAAGCAAAAUAUUACUGAAUUUCCUGCUGUAAAGAUAUACAAGGAAGGGGAGAACCCAGUUUCUUAUACUGGUAUGCUAGGAACUGAAGCCCUUCUAAAAUUUAUCCACUUGAAUAGGAUUUCAUGUCCAGUGAAGAUUACCUCUGUUCAAGAAGCAGAAGAAUAUUUAAGUGGGGUGUUAUAUAAAGACCUUAUCUCCUAUUCUAGUGUAUCAGUACUGGGACUAUUUAGUCCUACCAUGACAACAGCAAAAGAUUUCAUUGAAGCAGGGAAGUACCUAAAAGGAUGUGUUAUCACUGGAAUUUAUUCUAAAGAAGAUGUUUUUAUACUGUCAAAGAAAUAUGGUGCCAUUCUUCCAGCCCUGCUGCUUGCCAGACACCAAGAAGGCAAAAUGGAGACCAUUUCAUUAGCUAAUACCAAUGCACAAGACAUAGUAAAAAUAAUAACAAAUGCAUUAUUGGAGAUAUUUCCAGAAAUCACAGUGGAAAAUCUUCCUGGUUAUUUAAGUCUGCAAAAACCAUUACUCAUUUUAUUCAGUGAUGGCAACAUAAACCCUCAAUAUAAAGAGAUAAUACUGAAGCUGGUAAAAGACAAAAACUUAGAUUCACUUAUUCCCUGCUGGUUAAAUAUGAAGAACACUCAGGUGGGGAGAACAGUUUUGCAACAGUAUUUUGUCACCUUGCCUCCCCUUCCUCUUCUUCUUCUUGUGGAUUUGCAUUCAAGUGGCCGAGUGUUUGCCUUCUCUUCUGAUCAAGCUAUCACUGAACAAAACCUUUUAACAUGGCUUCAGAAAUUAGAAGCAGGACUAGAAAAUCAUAUAACUAUUUUACCUGCUCAGGAAUGGAAACCUCCACUUCCCGCUUAUGAUUUUCUAAGUAUGAUGGAUGCUGCAGCAUCAUUUCAGCAGCCAGCCAGGAAAGUUUCUGAGCCUAUUAAAGAAUCAAGUGUGCUGGAGAACAAAGAACAACAUGAAGAUAGAUCAGCAAUCAGAAAAGAACCAAUUGAAACGCUGAGAAUAAAGCAUUGGAACAGAAGCAGUUGGUUUAAAGAAGGAAAAUCAUUAAGGCAUGACAAUAAAGAAUUAUGAUCCUCAAAGCUCAUUUCACAGACUAUUAGAAAGACUAAUACCCUAUUUCGUUAA
Sorex fumeus (smoky shrew) is the source of this 2560-nucleotide messenger RNA. It is a transcript of the gene TXNDC16, whose product is annotated as thioredoxin domain containing 16. The transcript is spliced from 19 exons. The record is from RefSeq and is a predicted model, not a curated record. NCBI's taxonomy places the organism in Eukaryota, Metazoa, Chordata, Mammalia, Eulipotyphla, Soricidae.